Molecule: messenger RNA, 2011 nt
Organism: Polychytrium aggregatum
Lineage: Eukaryota; Fungi; Chytridiomycota; Chytridiomycetes; Polychytriales
Product: glycoside hydrolase superfamily
Exons: 2
Coding region: 89-2011 (640 amino acids)
Biological process (GO): carbohydrate metabolic process; glycosaminoglycan metabolic process
Cellular component (GO): membrane
Molecular function (GO): beta-N-acetylhexosaminidase activity
Source: RefSeq, a predicted model, not a curated record
AUAUAAACUCCAUCGCCGCGCGGCCUUGGACGGUCCGCAUCCCUCACUGCCGACGCUCCUCUCCCUCCCCUCUUCUCAACUCCUCACAAUGGUCUCAUUCAGAGCCGCUGCUGCCGUCUUUGCCUUUGCCGGUGCCGUCGCUGCCCAGUCCCACGCUGCCGGCGACUACCUCUGGCCCUACCCCGCCCAGGUCACCGACAAGAAGGCCCUCAUCAGCGCCCGUGGCUUCACUCUCGCUGACAACAGCCAGAACAACGAGAACGUUGUUGCUGCCUUUGGCCGUCUCCAGGCCUCGGCCCGCUCGCGCUUCUCUGCCUCCAAGGCCAAGAACUCGCUCAAGGUCACUGUCUCGAUUGCCAAGGAUGAGGGAUUUGCCGCCAAGGACCUCGUCGGUGCCGAUGAAUCGUACACCCUCGAUGUGAGCUCGAGCGGUGUCAACGUCAAGGCCAACACCCAGGUCGGCGCCAUCUACGCCCUCCAGACCCUCUCCCAGCUCGUCACCAGCAGUGGUCAGGUCGUUGCUGCCACCGUCAACGACGCUCCCGCCUAUGCCUUCCGUGGUCUCAUGCUCGACACUGCCCGCAACUUCUUCCCUAUCGAGGACAUCAAGCGCAUAAUCGACGGUCUGGCCUACUCCAAGAUCAACGUCUUCCACUGGCACAUCUACGACUCCCAGUCGUUCCCCAUCGACUGGCCCUCGUACCCCCAGCUCAAGGCCACGGCUUUCAAGGAUGCCAACGGCAACCCCAAGGUCUACACCGAGCAGGAUGUCCGUGACAUCGUCCAGUAUGCCUUCCAGCGCAACGUCCGUGUCAUUCCCGAGUUCGAGGCCAUCGGCCACAACGCCGUCUUCGCCGCUGCCAAUCCUUCCUUCGUUGUGGGUCUCAACCACGCUCCCUGGGAUGGACGCAACGGCGAUGCCAACAAUGUUUCUACCGGUGCCGUCAUGUGGGGCACCCAAUGGUGCAACCAGCCUCCUUGCGGCCAGAUCGAUCUGACCAACCAGGCUGCUCUCGAAUUCUUCAACCAGCUUGUUGCUGAGGUUGGUGCCUGGUUCGAGGACCCCAUUGUUCACUUUGGCCACGAUGAGUUCAACUACCGUGUCUAUGGCACCACUCCCGACAGCUGGGACUCUGUUGAUGUCAAUGGUAUCUACGAGGUCAUGGCUCAGGCCGAGCCCAAGCUCCUCCAGAUCGCCGAGACAAACAACAAGCUCUACGGUGCCUGGGACGACAUUGUCACCGACUUCAACGUCCAGAACAUCAUCCCCAAGGACACCUACAUCUGGAACUGGCAGGGCGACAACUCGGCCAUCCAGAACUUUGCCGACCAGGGCUUCACCAACAUCAUCGCCUCUCCUUCCAGCGUUUACUACCUCGACUGUUCUCCCACGGCUCGCUGGUGCACGAGCACUUUUGAGCGUACCGUUCCUGACAGUGCCCUCAAUCUCCCAGGCUAUGCCACCUUUCCCGGCCAGUGGCACAACUGGACGUUCAUCUACAACUACGACACCACCGCCGGCUUGACCGACUCUGCCAAGAAGGCCGUCAUUGGCGGUUCGGUUGCGCUGUGGACCGAGACCAUCAAGCGCCACAACCUCGAUCGCUACGUCUUCCCCCGUACCUCUGUGUUCGCCGAGCGCUACUGGUCUGGCCAUGCAGCUCCUGCUUACGAUGCCGUCAAGACCGCUGCUCGUCUCGAACGUUUCCGCACCACCCUCAUCAACGAGCUCCAGAUCGCCGCUGCCGAUCUCUCUUACCUCGGUAACCAGGAGGGCACCGUCUUCCGUACUGAGUGGUGUGAUGCCAACCUUGCCACUCCCGGCCAGAAGACUCACGAGUGCUGCUUCCCUGGCGAGCCCCUCACCGGCCACAACGGCUCUCCUCUCAACACCACCGUUGGUGCUCACUUCCCCACCGGCGACGAGGCCGACUAUUGCAAGAUCGCCGCCUCCUACAACACCAACUCGUUCACCCACGUUGUCCCCAAGCCCACUCCCUAUCCCUACUAG